AUGGCCAACAAGAAAUUCUGCAAAUAUCAUAAACGUUACGGACAUUCAACAGAAGAAUGCCAAAACCCAUAUUACGUUCCUAAGCCAAGAAGGAACGACGAAAAUAACCAGGAGCCUUCACAAGAAGAAGAUGUCGAUGAACACUACCGACAACUCCUAACGCUAAAAAACCUCCUCCUAAAAACAAGCAAAAAAGAAAUUGAGACGCGGACGAGGAAGACACUCCCGCUCCCCGCGCUUAAGCAACAGAUCGAUAUGAUUUUCAGAGAAUUUGAACACUGCGGUGGCUCGAUGAAAUCAUUUGACACCCCCCCCCACCUGCACCCAAAAAAGACUCUAUGCCUACGCCUCAGGGAGCUAAGACGUUGCAAGGGGGGUGUAGAGGCAUAUGCCCCCAAAAGAAUAAACUUUAUAUCGGGCGGCUCAGAGUUCUGCCGAAAUUCCGUAAACUCCACCAAGGCCUUUCAACGAAAAGCCAGCUCCAGCUCGAAUAACCUCCGGACUCUGAACGAACCGGACACCGAAAUCGCUUUCCUUGAAAGCGAAACGCUGAACUUAGACAAACCACACGACGACGCGCUCGUAGUCUAG
Molecule: messenger RNA, 591 nt
Organism: Microthlaspi erraticum
Lineage: Eukaryota; Viridiplantae; Streptophyta; Magnoliopsida; Brassicales; Brassicaceae
Source: the annotation of a GenBank genome assembly